CUCGCCACCACACAGCUGCGAGCAGGCAGUAGCUUAAGCGGAGGGCGCAGUGUUGCAGUGCAAUAAUCUGGCUCACUCGCAGCUAGCUUAUCGGUGCAGCUGUUGACUGGCAGCAAGUCCACUGAAACUGCGCCCACUCUCCUCCGUCCAUCCCGCCGGAGGAACGGCCAAGAGGGGCAAAUGAACGAGCUGGUGAAGAGUUUACCCUCCCCGACUCUGCCCGGGCUGCACCUCCCGUGUGUGGAUGCCCACAAAGGCUGGCUCUUUAAAUGGACCAACUACCUAAAGGGCUACCAGAGGCGGUGGUUCGUCCUCAGUAACGGCCUGCUGUCCUACUACAGGACUCAGGCUGAGAUGGCACACACUUGCCGUGGUACAAUUCCCCUGGCGACGGCGCACAUCGAGGUGGGUGACACCUGCCACUUGGUGUUAACCAGUGGAGGCCGGAGCUACCACCUGAAGGCCACCUCGGAGGGAGAGUGUCAGAAAUGGGUGUCAGCACUGCAACAGGCCAAAUCCAAUGCCACUCUCUUGAUGCAUCACUCAGAUGACUCGGGAGAUGAAGCCCCUGUACAUCAGGAAGAUCGUACUCUAACCCAAGGGGUGCUUAAGACUCUGGCCAGCAAGCUAGAUGACCUGAGCACCUGUAAUGAGCUGAUAGGAAAGCAUGGUGCAGCUCUCCAGCGCUCCCUCAGCGAACUCGAGGACCUGCGCGCGUCCACUGACAGCACAGACAAAGUGAAAGCUGUUAACGAGCGAGCCACCCUCUUCCGCAUCACCUCCAAUGCUAUGAUCAAUGCUUGUCGUGAUUUUGUGGACGUGGCAGAAUCUCACAGUCGGAGGUGGCAGAAGGCCCUGCAGCAUGAGAGAGAACAGCGCCACCACCUGGAGGAGACCAUCGAACAGUUAGCCAAACAGCACAACAGCUUAGAGAGAGCCUGGAGGGAGAAUCCCACCUCAUAUACAGGUGUGGAGCGGUCUCAGGAGGGCGAUGCGAGCGAUGAGAAUGACGAGGCAGAGUUCUUCGAUGCCAUGGAGGACUCACCUGCGUUCAUAACUGUGACUGCUACUGGUAACAUAGAGCACAAGCGCUCAGGAAGUAAUCAGAGUAUGAUGAGUGGAGGAUUGCCCAAUGACUGGACUCACAAUGAGAAUGACACCUCAGGCACAAACCACAUGCAGCUACAAAGAACAAGGCGCAGUCGUAUUCCUGACAAACCGAAUUACUCCCUUAACCUGUGGAGCAUCAUGAAAAACUGCAUUGGGAAAGACCUGUCCAAGAUACCCAUGCCUGUAAACUUCAAUGAGCCGCUGUCGAUGCUGCAGCGUCUGACUGAGGAUCUGGAGUACAGUGAGCUUCUGGACCGGGCAGCUCGCUGCGACUCACCCCUGGAGCAGAUGUGCCUGGUGGCUGCCUUUUCUGUCUCCUCCUACUCCACCACAGUCCAUCGCACAGCCAAGCCCUUCAACCCUCUGCUGGGGGAGACUUACGAGCUGGAUCGUUUGGAGGAGUAUGGUUAUCGCUCCAUCUGUGAGCAGGUGAGUCAUCAUCCACCAGCUGCUGCCCACCAUGUGACGUCUCAGCGAGGAUGGACCCUGUGGCAGCAUAUCACUAUCGAUAGCAAAUUUCGUGGGAAAUAUAUUUCUGUUGUGCCGUUAGGAAACAUUCACUUGCAGUUCCACUCAAGUGGAAACCACUAUGUGUGGAGCAAAGUGACUUCAACGGUGCACAAUAUUAUUGUAGGGAAGCUCUGGAUUGAUCAGUCUGGGGACAUUGACAUUGUGAACACCACUACCAAGGACACCUGCCGUCUCAAAUUCUCCCCCUACAGCUACUUUUCCAGAGAAGUCCCACGCAAAGUGACAGGAGUGGUAGAGGACCGAGAGGGUACGGCCCAUUACAUCCUAUCGGGGACCUGGGAUGACAAGAUGGAAAGUGCCAAAAUAGUGGAUAGCAGCCAAGGAUGCGGUGGCUCUGAAGGCAAACAAAAGACCGUUUAUCAGACUCUUCCGCCCAAACUGCUGUGGAAGAAAUAUCCCCUCCCAGAAAAUGCAGAGAACAUGCACUUUUUCUCCACCCUGGCUCUGACUUUGAAUGAGCCAGAAGAGGGUGUUGCACCCACUGACAGUCGUUUGCGGCCAGACCAGCGGCUCAUGGAGGCGGGUCUGUGGGAUGAAGCCAACAGCCAGAAGCAGCGUCUAGAGGAGCGACAGAGACUGGAGAGGAAAAGAAGGGAGGCGCAAGCUAACCAGGCCCUGGAGGAGGGUCAAGACAUUGAGGGCUACCAGCCACUGUGGUUUGAGAAGAGGACAGAUGAGACAGGAGAAAGCUCCUUUAUCUAUAAAGGCGGCUACUGGGAGGCCAAAGACAGACAAGACUGGAGCCACUGUCCUCAGAUCUUCUAGAACAAAAUGCCUCUCACGCCGCAGCAUUAGACAGACUGAGAGCUUCCUCACGAUGUGAAGAAACUCUAAAGGAUGGGGAGUUGUAUGUAAGAGUUUGGAUGUGCAUGUGCGAGUGAGACAGCUGAUCUCUCCGGGAAUUUCAAGCACAAAAACCUCUGGUUCCACUUCCUAAUUUACUUGCUCCUGCUCAGCGUUUCCAAAAUGCAUGGCCUCAGAUUAAGAGAGUUAAGAGUUCCUAAUGUGUGCGAGUGUGUGAGUAAUAUGUGCACUAAAGGGAUUUCGCUAAAGGAUUAACUCUAGGCUUCAUGUGGAUGUUUGGAUACAAGCUGUGAAUGCCUUGUUUCCUUCAAAACUGGAACUACUUGCUGAGCUCUGGCAGUGAUUUUAAAAGAACUGAAGAAGACUUCAUUUACUGAUCCCCGUGAUUUCUUGGUAUUUUAUUAUUAAUCUGUUUCUAAAAAUGGCACAAAUUUUAUUUUGAAAGGAUUGACAUUUAUUAUCUGUAUUGACUGGCCUCUAAAGAAAUUACAGUAUGUGUCCAAUUCUUUCAAAGGUGCCCUCCACCACUGUUACAUUUAAGUCAGUAGCAGAGGGCACCACACCCCCUCUGAAAGCACUUAAAUAAUGUCUUCACUGGCCCUGGAGAAGCUUGAGUUGAGUUGGAAAAAAUUACUAAAGCAACAUACACUAUAUUGCCAGACAUUUUCAGUCACCCAUCCAAAUCAUUGAAUUCAGGUGUUCCAAUCCCUUCCAUGGCCACAGGUGUAUAAACCAAGCACCUAGGCA
Messenger RNA from Archocentrus centrarchus (flier cichlid), 3192 nucleotides. It is a transcript of the gene osbp2a, whose product is annotated as oxysterol binding protein 2a. The record is from RefSeq and is a predicted model, not a curated record. The coding region runs from base 181 to 2406 and encodes 741 amino acids. Lineage: Eukaryota; Metazoa; Chordata; Actinopteri; Cichliformes; Cichlidae. Gene Ontology annotation, cellular component: plasma membrane; perinuclear endoplasmic reticulum; cytosol. Gene Ontology annotation, molecular function: cholesterol binding. The transcript is spliced from 14 exons.